AUGCGUCAUUUCAUUACUGCCCUCGUUAUCAUCAUAAUUAUUAUAAAUGCUAUUGUUAUUGCGCACCUCAUGCCGUUUUACUGCUUCAUUAUGUCUCUUCACUCAUAUCACAUCAUAUCAUAUCAUAUCUCUUCUCUUCUCUUUUUUUUAUUUUCUUUUCUCUCAUCAUCUACUUUAUUAUUAUUAUUAUUAUUUGUUUAUAUGUACUGCAUUAACAUUACUUUAGGGUAUUCAUUAUCUGUUCAGUUACACUUUUUUUUUAAUUAUUUUUCUUCAUAUAUAUAUAUAUAUUAUUAUUAUUAUUCUUUGUCUUUCAGAGUUGCAGCCACCUGA
Molecule: messenger RNA, 333 nt
Organism: Trypanosoma brucei brucei TREU927
Lineage: Eukaryota; Euglenozoa; Kinetoplastea; Trypanosomatida; Trypanosomatidae
Exons: 1
Coding region: 1-333 (110 amino acids)
Source: RefSeq, a predicted model, not a curated record